This is a messenger RNA of Arachis duranensis, 1080 nucleotides long. RefSeq lists its product as uncharacterized. The record is from RefSeq and is a predicted model, not a curated record. The transcript is spliced from 2 exons. NCBI's taxonomy places the organism in Eukaryota, Viridiplantae, Streptophyta, Magnoliopsida, Fabales, Fabaceae. Bases 1 to 1080 code for a protein of 359 amino acids.
AUGAUGAAGAACCAAGAGCUUACAACCAAAAAUCAAGAAGCUUCCAUGAAAAAUAUGGAAAGGCAGAUUAGACAGCUUUCCAAGCAAAUUGUUAUUGAGAGACCAUCGAGCUCAUUACCAAGUGACACCAUUCCUAAUCCAAAAGAAGAGUGCAAAACUAUACAGCUAAGGAGUGAAAAGACAUUGGUGGCCAACAAAGAAGCAACCAAGAGAGCUAUGGGCAGUAACAAAGAGUCAACAGAGAAAAAGGAAGCCAACAAGGAUAUGACAACAUGCAAGCAGGCUCAAGAAAUGGAAGAACCAACCAAGGAUCAUAGGCAGGGAGUGAACUUCACACCUCCAUUGCCAUAUCCCCAAAGGUUCAACAAAGAUACAAAGGACCAACACUUCCCUAAAUUCCUUGAACUCUUCAAGAAGUUGGAGAUAAACAUCCCCCUGGCUGAGGCAUUAGAGCAGAUGCCUCUAUAUGCAAAAUUCUUGAAAGAGCUCAUCAACAAAAAGAGGAGUUGGCAAGAGAAGAAAACAGUGCUACUCAUUGAAGAAUACAGGGCAUUAAUUCAAAAAGGGCUUCCACCCAAACUUGAAGAUCCUGGAAGUUUCCUUCUACCUUGUACCAUCGGCAGUAUGAUCAUCAACAAGGCAAUGUGUGACUUAUUGGCUAGCAUCAAUCUGAUGCCCUAUUCUCUGGUGAGAAAGCUGUGCAUAGAAGAAGUGAAGCCAAUACAAAUAUCUCUAGAACUAGUGGACAAGUCAGUGAUCUGUCCCAGGGGUGUGAUUGAAAACCUUCUAGUUAAGGUGGACAAAUUCAUAUUCCCUACGGAUGACAUGUCACCAUACUCAGAUGAGGAUGAAGGUGAUUCCAUUAUACUUGGAAGACCAUUCUUGGCCACAGCUAGGGCCAUUAUAGAUGUGGAGCAAGGAGAGCUGACCCUCAGAAUGCAUGAUGAAAGUAUCACUCUGAAUGUAUUUCCAAAAACACAGCUCAUUGAUGAAAAGAAGAAUCGCAUGGAAAUUGACAAGGAAGGUUUGCAGUGGAAGGAAGGAAUCAACAAGACAACCAGUAAUUACCUUCCAAAGUAA